AUGGUUGAUCUCAUUCGGAAGCCUCAUGAUUUGAUUAUUGUCAUGGAAAGAGCCAAAACCGACCUACAAAAAGUAUUAUACCAUGAAGGGAUUCCAAUUAACGAAGAGGAAAAGAGAACUAUACUAAACCAACUUUUCAAAGGUCUUUCUGCAAUACAUAACAACAAAAUCAUACACAGAGAUAUAAAGCCCUCGAAUGUCCUGAUUUCUUUCGACGGAAUCAUCAAAAUCACUGAUUUUGGCCUGUCAGUGCCUUUGGAAAGAGGAGUUAAACACAGUCUUCGCGGAGGAACGCUUUUCUAUAAAGCUAUCGAGCUGUUGAUGGGUGAUGAAAAAUAUGAUGAAAAAGUAGAUAUGUGGGCUUCAGGCUGUUGCAUGGCUGAACUGUGGCAGAGGAAACUACUUUUCCUCCCAGCAUGUAGGACUGUGACAAAGCAGGUUGCGGCUAUCUCUGAAUACUGCAGCUUUCCUACUGAACAAGAAUGGCCUGAAGUAGUUACGUACCAAUACUACAGCCCUUUGUUGAAUCUCAACCAUCAUUACAAGGAGAACCGCUUAGUGGAUAGUGCCCAACGGAUCACUGAGGGAGAAUCAUCGGCAGCAGAUCUACUCACAAAAUUACUUACCUUGAAUCCCAAAGAUCGAAUCAGCUCAAAUCAAGCCCUAACUCAUGAAUACUUCACACGAGCGCCAGUAGAACCUAAUGUAGAGAACCUUGUCAAAAAAAUGAAUGGGUUGAAGCUGAAAUCGAUGGAAACUUCAAGUCUGCAUUGAUGUUUUGAACCUAAACAACUAGAGAAUAUGGACUAUGGGCUGGCCUUUCAACUAUGGACUA
This is a messenger RNA of Nilaparvata lugens (brown planthopper), 835 nucleotides long. RefSeq names its product cyclin-dependent kinase 9-like. The record is from RefSeq and is a predicted model, not a curated record. Gene Ontology annotation, biological process: protein phosphorylation; regulation of mitotic cell cycle. Gene Ontology annotation, cellular component: nucleus. NCBI's taxonomy places the organism in Eukaryota, Metazoa, Arthropoda, Insecta, Hemiptera, Delphacidae. Gene Ontology annotation, molecular function: cyclin-dependent protein serine/threonine kinase activity; ATP binding. Bases 1 to 774 code for a protein of 257 amino acids. The transcript is spliced from 2 exons.